Molecule: messenger RNA, 330 nt
Organism: Prorocentrum cordatum
Lineage: Eukaryota; Dinophyceae; Prorocentrales; Prorocentraceae
Source: the annotation of a GenBank genome assembly
AUGUACACGUGUACCAGGGCUUGCUUCACGCUGCUGCUGGUGACCCGGCCGCUGGUGACCUCUUUGAGGUCGCCGGAGGCGCUCUCCGAGGCGAGGCUUCCGGAGCUCGCGGACGUCUUCCGCAUGUGCUCCGACUCGAAGGACAUUCCUGAAGUCCGCGACCUCGCGGUGUCGACGCUGCUCGCCACGUGGCAGGAGGAGGCGCAGAAGGCGCUCGAGCCGUGGGUGCCGUUCACGGACGCCGCCGGCCUGCCGUGCUUCCACAACUGGGUGACUGGGGAGUUCACGUCCAGUACCCUGCAUCUCUCCAUCCCCUACGGUUCUACAUGA